Molecule: messenger RNA, 6053 nt
Organism: Gambusia affinis (western mosquitofish)
Lineage: Eukaryota; Metazoa; Chordata; Actinopteri; Cyprinodontiformes; Poeciliidae
Gene: cux2b
Product: cut-like homeobox 2b
Exons: 22
Coding region: 647-5212 (1521 amino acids)
Biological process (GO): regulation of DNA-templated transcription
Molecular function (GO): DNA binding; DNA-binding transcription factor activity, RNA polymerase II-specific
Source: RefSeq, a predicted model, not a curated record
GCGUCCCGACGCUUGUUAACUCGAUUCGGGCGAAUAUGAGCGGAGACUCGGCGCUGUUUGCAUUGAUAGUUAUUAGAAAUUGAUCCCUGUUCUGCCUUUGUUCAGUUCAAUCAUUGAUCAGCGGUGGAGCGACCGGCGGAGCAGCACAGCCUCAGUGUUAGCCACACCGAUCUGGGAUCAGCACCGCGGACAGCACUGCUGUUUUACACGCGUUAUCCUUUCUCCUGGUUGUAUGUUUUUGUACUCUUUAUCCUCCCAGACCAGCUCGGCCGUACUUAGGCGUAGGGAAACUUUUAAUGCGCCUGUGAAUCGCUGUUUCUGGACAUAGCUGCAACUUUUCUCAGGCAGCUUCGUGUUUUAUGCGGCUGGUGUCGACGGCCGCACCGUUGCCGCUCGCUUCUCCCAGCGAGCUACGGGGAAUUAAGUUCUAAUUACUACGUUUUUGGACCGCGGAGAAAGUUUUAUUUCUCAUGUGGAAAGUUGAUUAUCUUUUUUUUAGCUGCUAGUCGUAACGCUCGGACGUUUUUAUCUACCUAGAAUAAUUGAGUUAAAACAACGUUACAGUCGUCUUAAAUCGCGUCUUCUCGGCGUUUAAAGGCACGAGCGGCGGACUGCGUGGUAGCUGGCAGCAGAAUGUCUCUGAAUAAUGGCGUGGAGACUGUGGCAGAGGGAGCUGAACUCUGUUGCGUCUGAGCUGGCCAGUCGGCAGGAGGAGAGCGAACAUUCCCACAAGCACCUGGUGGAGCUGAGCAGGGAGUUCAAGAGAAAUGUCCCUGAGGAGGUCCGGGAGAUGGUGGCACCUGUUCUCAAGAGUUUCCAGGCGCAGGUGGUCGCUCUGAACAAGCGCAGUAAGGAGGCAGAGUCUGCAUUCCUGGGAAUCUACAAACAGCUUAUCGAGGCCCCAGAUCCGGCUCCUUUGCUGGAGGCCUCCCAGUCCCUGGAGGAAAGGCUGCAGCAGCUUCAGAGUUUGGCCCCAGACAGCGAGGCCCUGGUGCGCGAGAUCAGGCACUGGAGGAAACACCUGGAGUGCCUUGAAAAGACAGAGCCCACAGAGGACGGCUCAGCGGCUCCGGCUGCACCAGAGGAGGCCUCAGAAUCCGGCUCUCCGGCCUCACUGAUGACCCCGAACAGCACGCCGGCCCCCGAGGCCCCGGGGUCCCCGCAGCAGAACCACCAGGACCAAACGGACGACCGACGGGAGGAGGAGGAGGAGGGCGCUGAUGUUAGUUUGGCUGACAGACUAUCAGAGGCCGAGGAGAAGAUCAAAGUUCUGCAUUCAUCAUUGAACGCUGCGCAGACAGAGCUGCUGGAGCUGCGCUGUAAAUACAACCAGGAGAUGGCAAACAAGAAAGCCGAAGUCGACGCCAUCGUGGCGAAUCUGGAGAAAGCGAACCAGAGAGCAGAAAUGGCUCAGAGGGAAGUGGAGCGGCUAAAGGAGCAGCUAGCCAGCGGGGCGGCCGCAGUGGCAGGGAGCUGCCAUCCAGCAGAGGGCGCCACCAGGGACAAGAAGGAGAAGAGCGAGCUGCUGUCUGCCCAGGUGGAGGCCGCCUUGCUGGCCAAAGAUCGUGAAAUUCUUCGGCUUCUUGAAAACAUGCAGCGGCUGCAGUUCACGCUGCAGGAAGUUCAAGAGACUUCGUCCAACCAGAUCCUGGAGCUGGAGCGCCAGCUGGCGUUCAAGACGGAGGCUGUCGAGAGAUUAGAGGCUAAACUGCAGUCACAGAUGGACUACGAGGAGAUUAAAACUGAGCUCAGCAUCCUAAAGGUUAUGAAGCUGGCUUCGGUAAACGGCGGCUCGUCCCAGGAUUCUGCCAAGGCUGCAGAGGUUCUUUUGUUAGAUAAAGAUGUCUUUCUUCCAUCUCACAAGUACAUGGGAGAUAAAACCCGACUAUUGCACAGUAAUGACGAUGACCGCUCGGAUGACGCAGGGAAGGAGGUGAGCAGGCCGCCCGGCUCCCAUUCCUCCUCCUCCCAGGCGGAGAGCCGUGCCUCCCCCAGCCCCGGCCCCCCCACCCUGAACGGGUCCUCCUCGGGCCUCGACCUCCCCCGUCCCUUCUCGGCGUCGCCGUGCUCCGGAGACAGGAUGUCAGGAGACCACAUCCUCCACAAGCAGCUCCUCUCCCCACACUUCAAGAAGGAAGGCAUCAUGGCUUUCCCCACCGCCCUCUAUGCAGCGAAGGUCGCGCUCAUGUCGGCCACGCAAGGGUCCGGGGGCGCCGGCGGUAUGGACGCCGGCCUGCCCAGCGACCAAUCGGAAAGCGGCAGCUCGACGGCCGGCGACGAGGACCAGCUGGACACGGCGGAGAUCGCCUUCCAGGUGAAAGAGCAGCUGUUGAAGCACAACAUCGGCCAGCGAGUGUUUGGCCACUAUGUGCUGGGCCUGUCCCAGGGGUCGGUCAGCGAAAUCCUGGCCAGACCCAAACCCUGGAGGAAGCUGACGGUGAAGGGCAAAGAACCUUUUAUCAAAAUGAAACAGUUCCUCUCUGAUGAGCAGAACAUCCUGGCUCUGAGGACCAUCCAGGUCCGGCAGAGAGGGAGCAUCACUCCACGCAUCCGAACUCCUGAAACUGGGUCAGAUGACGCCAUUAGGAAUAUCUUGGAGCAGGCCAAGAAGGAGAUCCAGUCACAGAGGGGAGGUGAUGGGAAGUCGUCUCUGAGCAGCUCAUCUGGCCGAAGCAGCAACGGAGCGGGCAGCAGCUCUGAUGAAACCAUAAAGAACAUCCUUGAGCAGGCCAGGAGGGAGAUGGAGGCCCAGCAGCAGGCGCUCAUGGAGAUGGAGGCCUGCGGAAGGUCGUCCGCCGCCAGCUCUGGUGUCCAGGUGGAGCGCCUGGGGCCCCCAGAGCGCUCCAGAGUCCUGCCGUUGCCCAUCUCCAUCAAACAGGAGGACGGGGGAUGCAUCGCCGUGUGCAUGGCCAACUCCAUCAGCAGCCCCCAGACGCCGCUCAGCGUCCUCUCCCCGGCCGCUUUCGUUCAGAACAUCAUCCGCAAAGUCAAGUCGGAGAUCGGCGAAGCCGGCACUUACUUCGAUCAGCACUGGUCUCAUGAGCGGGGGACCAUGAUACUGAGCGGCGGCGGCUCCUCCCGGCCCUUUAGUUCCGUCUCGCCCUCCUUGUCUUCCUCCUCCUCCGGCCCCCCCACGCUGUCCCGCACCUGGCCCCGCCUGGAGAACGGCGACGGCCUCGCCAACAGCGAGGAGGUUUCCAACGCCGACGACGAGCUGGGCCUGGGCCGGCCCGUGGAGGUGAAGGUGGAGUCAGACACCUCGGUGAGCGGCGAGUCCCCCGGACCCAGUCCGGGCCGUCUGUCCUACUACCCGUCAUACAUCCCGCGUACCCUGAAGCCCACCGUGCCCCCCCUGACGCCGGAGCAGUACGAGAUGUACAUGUACCGAGAGGUGGACACCCUGGAGCUGACCAGGCAGGUGAAGGAGAAGCUGGCGAAGAACGGCAUCUGUCAGAGGAUCUUUGGAGAAAAGGUUCUGGGUCUCUCUCAAGGCAGCGUCAGUGACAUGCUGUCACGUCCCAAACCCUGGAGCAAGCUGACCCAAAAGGGCCGGGAGCCCUUUAUCCGCAUGCAGCUGUGGCUACUGGACCAGCUGGGCCAGAGCCUCAGCCAGCCUCCGAACCAGGGCCACACUCAAGAUAAAAGUCCCGUAACAGCUCAGUCCUGUCCUUCCCCACCGCCCAGUCCGGCAGAAAGCAACCCGAGUCCAGUGGCUGAGCCGGUCAGUCUCUCACUGGAGAGCAGCAAAGAGAACCAGCAGCCUCAAAGCCUUGGUUUGGGGUUGCCCAGCCACCCAGAAGGUGGGAAAUCUACUUCCAGUCUCAUGGGCCUGCAUCAGCCUACGACCCCAUUAGGAAUCCAGGAGCUGGUGGCCAUGUCUCCAGAGCUAGAUACUUACGCCAUCACCAAGAAGGUCAAGGAGGUGCUAACAGACAACAACCUUGGCCAGCGUCUUUUUGGGGAGACCAUCUUGGGUCUGACUCAAGGGUCGGUGUCUGACCUGCUCUCCAGGCCUAAACCUUGGCACAAACUCAGUCUAAAAGGCCGGGAACCCUUUGUCCGCAUGCAGCUAUGGCUCAAUGAUCCGCACAAUGUGGAGAAGUUGAGAGUCAUGAAAAAGAUGGAGAAGAAAGCUUACCUGAAGAGGCGGUACGGUCUGCUGAGCACUGGCUCUGACAGCGACUCGCCCAGCACUCGCUCCGAGUGUGUGAGUCCGGCCCUCGCCUCGUUGGACUUGUGUCCCUUCAGCCAGGUAAAGAAGCCUCGGGUGGUGCUGGGAGCCGAGGAGAAAGAAGCCCUGAGGAAAGCGUACAUGCAGGAGCCGUACCCGUCCCAGAACACCAUCGAGAUGCUGGCGUCGCAGCUCAACCUCAAAACCAACACUGUCAUCAACUGGUUCCACAACUACAGGUCCAGGAUGAGGCGUGAAGUGCUGAUGGGCGGUCUUCCAGAUAAUGACACAGACGCCGAGCCCAAUAGCUACUCCCCCUCAGCAACACGGAGUCCCAACUCCGAUGGCGAAGACAAGAGACUGCUGCUGCCCUCAGGACAAACCCACCCCGGCCUUCCUCUUAGCACUACCGACGCACUGCCUCACGUUAAACAGGAGGCAACUUACAGGGAAGAGGACAGCAUGGAUGGAAGGGAAGGGUCACAGAAAGAAGUCGGAGUGCAGUGUUUUCCCGCCACCAUGUCGUUGUCCCCUUUGAAAACCGAGCACGAAGACUCCGCCUCAGGCUGCCGCGAGCCCCACCUGGCCUGCCAGAGCCCCAUGCAGGAGGAGGGCGCGUGCAACCAGAUUCAGGGACUCCACCUCGGCGCUGCGUCCACGGACGGCCUGCAGCGAGCCAACAAGUCCAGGUACGAUGGAGAAGAAUCCGGGGAGUCGCCCAUUGACCCGGUCAGCUUCAAGGCUUCGUCGGAGCCGUGCCGCAGCAGCCUGGAGGUCUCGCUGAACUCGCCGUCCGCCGCGUCAUCACCCGGCCUCAUGAUGUCCGUCUCCCCCGUGCCCUCCUCCUCCGCGCCCAUAUCGCCCUCGUUGCCCAACCAGGCAACAAGCGCCAUGGACGCUAACCCGCUCCCUCCAUUCCAAGGCCCCAAACUCAACAGAAGCACUCAGAGACGCAACGAGAAAAUGGCCAACCUCAAUAACAUCAUCCACAGGCUGGAGAGGGCAGCCAAUCGAGAAGAAACACUGGAGUGGGAGUUUUAGGGCCUGCUUUGGCAUGUUUCAUCCAGAAAGACUGCUGCUGCACACAACGAGGAAGAAAAGUUGGAUGGAACCUUCCGGACCUGAACGGAGCCUGGCUCCUUGAGGCAGUUCAUCUUGGACUGGAAACAGGAAUCUAGAGGAGAACACGAAGCUGAACUUCCUACAAUAAUUUAAGAGUUAAAAAAAAAAUUUAUAAAAAUGUAUUUGUUUUAGUUUUUUUUUUUCUUUUGAUAAUGCAUACUACUUUGAAAUGUAUGUGACAGCGCUAGCUGUUGUUUUAACUUAUUGGACUUGACAUGAAGACUUUUGCAGCUAUGGUGUCAUUUAAUGUACACUGAAGUUCUGAAGAUUGCCACUGGGUGAGAUUAAAAAAAAGACCUGUCUUAAGCCAUUAAAAGCACUAUGUCUAUUUGAAAAAAAAAAAAAAAAGACACUGACCAAAUUUGCUACUUUUUGAAUAGCAGUUUUUCGAAUUUUGUCUGUCAGACUGGACAGUUUAAGUCAAGUAACGUGAAUUCCAAUUACUGACUGAGGGAUAGUCCUUUAAGACUCUAAAUAUACAACACCUUGUAUGUACUUAGUUUCUUGGUGAUAUGUUUUGAAAUCUUUGUAACUCACACGUAUAAAAUGUGGUUGUACAUGUUGUAGAAUUGUCUGCAAUAGCCUUCUCUAAAUCUGAUGUAGCAUGGUACUCACCUGACCCUGUUAUCCUCUGUAGUUAGUCACCUGUGAUUAUACUUGAGCGAAAACGAACAAAAAAAAAAUGAGGUUACACAACAAAUAGUUGAAAAGCCUGCAAAAAAGGAAAAAACGUUAAACAAAGGAAUAUAAGUGUUUUAUU